AUGGCACCUUCAAAUGGGGUAGAGUUUGACUCUCACUCAGCGGCUUCGCUUUUAGAUCCGAAAAGAAUGAAAGCUCAGCUCAAUAACGGUAAUUCCGCAUCUUCUUUUGAAAGCCCCAGAUCGCCUUCCACUGGAGAGUCGACUUCUGCUCCAAGCGCCGAUCAUUACGACUCUCCUUACGCGUCAAGCCUUGCUGUUGAAGACUAUGCUCACGUUCUCUCGCAAGGGUAUCACAAAAGUUCUGAGAAGGAUGUAAAGCAAAAGCCAACAAGCGUCAGCACCGCUAGGCAGCUUUUAGAUCCUAAAGAGUUCGGAAAGAGUAACCGUCUCAAGAGGUAUUCUCCAAGCCCUGUUCCUGGUGCCAGUCUGCGACCUGGCCUUGUCCAAUCUCUACAAGAAGAGGGCAAAAUUGACGGCCCUUCUCCGUCUGAACUUGAACAUGGCGAUAAGCCGCGAGAUGGGCAAGGAAGCUAUAUUGAACGUCUUCAUGGGAUCUUAGAACGUGAAGAGCGACCUUCGAAGAAACAGAAACGUACCGGCGACGAGCCCGACAAUCAAGACUCGGAGAAGAAAGGCAAAGCUACAUUUUCGGGCGGAAAAGGUGGUGAGCUUGGAGAAUAUGUCAAAGAAAAGAAAAAGGAGGGUUUGAAAGACACCCCCGUAGAUGCGAUUGUGGAUCUAACCGGCGCCGAUGACGAGGAGGAGAUUGUUGUUAUGGCUGAGAACAGUGCUGAAACCAAUAGCCGCGAAGUUUGCUACGGGCGCCUUGAUAACACUAAGGUUAACGCUCAUCAAUUACCUUCCCCAAGUGGAAAGGCGGUCUAUCUAAGCCCAACUCAAUGGCCUAGCAUGAAAGUCGCACUCAAACGUUUGCCUGGCAAAGACAACAUCAUCCGUGUUCUGGAUCCUCAGCAAAAGGAUUUUGGGACUGUCGAUGCCCGAGCCUCCGUUGGCCUAGCCAGAAUCAUGGAUAGUCAGGUUCCCAAGUUUAGGACACAGGCCCGACUGAAUGCUAGGAAGCGAAACCAUUAUGAGCUUCAAGGUCAGGAUUGUUCUGAGAUGCUUGACAUGGUGAUAAUUCUAUAUGGCCCGAAGAACAAAGCAGAGUCGAUUGGUAAAUGGCUCAGCCAGAAACAGAUAUAUCUACGAACACCACACAACUGGGAUCAUGGUUUGGAACUCUGCAACCCGCACGCUCCUCCGGUACAAGCUCUGCCUCGCACCAGUAACAAUGUUUCGCACGUUGGUGGAUCGAACAGUGGCUUUGUUACCCGUACCGUCGAAGAGAUCCGUAGUGACGUAACAGGGAUGUUUGACUCGCUCCAGCAAUCCGAAGACCUUGCGGAGGUAGACCCAGAUCCGCGUAUCACGACAGAGUUGAUGAGCCACCAAAAGCAGGGUCUAUACUUUCUACAGAACAAGGAAAAGGAGCGAACCUUCGGGGACAAAGACGAGGAGAACAAUUCGCUCUGGCGUCUGAGGUAUAAGCCAAAUGGGACUAGAAGUUAUUAUCAUGUAAUUACUGGACAUGAAGAACGUCAAAAGCCUCCUGAGGUCCGCGGGGGUAUCCUUGCCGAUAUGAUGGGAUUAGGCAAAACACUGAGCAUUCUUUCGCUGGUCGUGGGAAGCUUGGACAACGCCGAAGAGUGGGCGAAGCAAAUUGUUUCCGAGACCGAUGGCGAGAAGCCUUUGGUUCGUAACUCGAGGACUACUUUACUUGUCGCGCCGCUGAGCACUCUUGCGAAUUGGGAGGACCAGAUCAGGGUACACAUAAAGAAGUCCGCCUUGACAUACUACGUCUAUCAUGGUGGUAGCCGCAUUUGUGACAUUGACGAGCUUGCCAAGUACGACAUGGUCGUCACGACUUAUUCGAUCGUUUCAAGCGACUUCACGGGCCGUGGCAACAAGAAGAAGGAUGUGAACCCCCUCCUUCAUACGAACUUCUUUCGCAUUGUUCUAGACGAGGCCCACAUGAUCCGAGAGCAAGCAACUCGCCAGUCACAGGCAAUCUGCGCCCUCUCCGCCCAACGCCGAUGGGCGGUAACCGGUACCCCAGUUCAGAACCGCCUCGAGGAUCUUGGUGCUCUCAUCAAAUUCCUACGUGUCCGGCCCUUCAGCGACAAAGGAGGAUUUGCCCAACACAUACUGGCUCCUUGCAAGAACUCAGAUCCAGACAUCAUCCCGAAGCUUCGACUACUUGUCGAUAGUUUCACACUUCGCCGGCUCAAGGACCGCAUUGAUUUACCAGAGCGCCAUGAUCAUGUUGUACGGCUCAAAUUCACCGAAGACGAACAGCGCCUUUACGAUUGGUUUGCAAAAGACUCUCGCCAAAAACUCCAGGUCAUCGCAAAUGACAAGCUCAAGAGCCUUGGAGGCAGGACCUAUGCUCAUAUUCUCAGAGCUAUAAUGCGCCUACGGUUGAUCUGUGCUCAUGGACGAGAGCUCUUGAGCGAUGAUGAUCUCAAAAUUACAGAAGGCUUUAGUAAGGACAACGCUAUUGAUCUAGACGAUGAGAACCUCGGGCAGACAGCGGCUCUUACUCCAAGACAAGCUUACGAAAUGUUGAUGCUAGCGAAAGAAACUGGCACGGACACCUGCAUAUCAUGCACCAGAACGGUGGAGCCUCGUGAUGACGAUAAUGACGACGGAGUAAUUGGAUGCAUGUUGCCCUGCUACCAGCUUCUUUGCAGAGAUUGUAUGGCAGGGGUGAAGGCUUCGCUGCUCCAAGAGUCUGCUAACAAUCACUUUAAAUGCCCCUUUUGCCAGGCAACCGUGCCUACAUCCUUCUUUGAACUGACGAAAGAUGGUAUAGACGAGGCUGAAGACGCAAGGGCGAUAGCACGACAAAACCCCAGGCAAGCCAAGGUGCUUGGCCGUUAUGGAGGUCCACACACCAAAGUAACGGCAUUGCUAGAAGAGUUACGCAAGUCAAGCAAGGAAAGCGAGAGUCUGGAGAGUGGAGCGCCGAUCAAAAGCGUCGUUUUCUCCGGUUGGACGGUCAAUCUCGACCUUAUACAAAUUGCUCUAGAAGACAAUGGUAUGACCUUCGUUCGAUUGGAUGGGAAGAUGUCCCGCAAAAACCGAAACGCCUCUCUAGACGCCUUCCAGAACGAUCCAAAAGUUCGAGUGAUAUUGAUCUCUAUCAAUGCUGGCGGACUUGGUCUCAAUCUUACUUCUGCGUCGAAAGUUUACGUUAUGGAGCCGCAAUUCAACCCAGCAGCGGAGGCUCAAGCCGUUGAUCGUGUGCAUCGUCUUGGUCAGAAGCGUGAGGUCUUCAUCUCACAUUACAUCAUGGAAGACAGCUUUGAAGAGAAGAUGCUGGAACUUCAGCGGCGCAAACAAGCAUUGGCUGACAUGAGCAUGAAUCGUGGCAAGAUGGACAAAGCUGAGGCGGCGAAAAGGAAGCUGGACGAUCUCAGGAGUCUCUUUAAAUGA
This is a messenger RNA of Bacidia gigantensis, 3435 nucleotides long. RefSeq lists its product as uncharacterized. The transcript is spliced from 2 exons. Lineage: Eukaryota; Fungi; Ascomycota; Lecanoromycetes; Lecanorales; Ramalinaceae. The coding region runs from base 1 to 3435 and encodes 1144 amino acids. The record is from RefSeq and is a predicted model, not a curated record. Gene Ontology annotation, molecular function: ATP-dependent chromatin remodeler activity; ATP binding.